Chrysochloris asiatica (Cape golden mole) is the source of this 1969-nucleotide messenger RNA. RefSeq names its product BTB (POZ) domain containing 10 (gene BTBD10). The transcript is spliced from 7 exons. Gene Ontology annotation, cellular component: cytoplasm. The coding region runs from base 1 to 1146 and encodes 381 amino acids. Gene Ontology annotation, biological process: positive regulation of phosphorylation. The record is from RefSeq and is a predicted model, not a curated record. Lineage: Eukaryota; Metazoa; Chordata; Mammalia; Afrosoricida; Chrysochloridae.
AUGGCAGGACGGCCUCAUCCUUAUGACAGUAACUCCAGUGAUCCAGAGAAUUGGGAUCGGAAAUUGCAUAGUAGACCUCGUAAACUUUGUAAACAUUCAAGUACUCCUUCACGUGUUGCUAAAGGAGGAGUUGUCCACACCAAAAUGAGUCUACAUGGUGCUAGUGGGGGACCUGAGAGAUCAAGAGAUAGACGAAGGUCAAGUGACCGAUCACGAGAUUCCUCUCAUGAAAGAACAGAGUCUCAGCUCACUCCUUGUAUUCGAAAUGUUACUUCUCCAACACGGCAGCAUCAUGUUGGUAUGAUGUUUGGGUCUGGCAGAGAGCAUAACUUUACACGUCCCAAUGAGAAGGGAGAGUAUGAAGUGGCAGAGGGAAUUGGCUCUACUGUGUUUAGAGCUAUUCUGGAUUACUAUAAGACAGGAAUAAUCCGUUGUCCUGAUGGUAUAUCAAUUCCUGAACUGAGAGAAGCAUGUGACUAUCUUUGUAUCUCUUUUGAAUAUAGUACUAUUAAAUGUAGAGAUCUCAGUGCCCUAAUGCAUGAGUUAUCAAAUGAUGGUGCUCGUAGACAAUUUGAAUUUUAUCUGGAAGAAAUGAUUCUCCCUCUUAUGGUAGCUAGUGCCCAGAGUGGAGAACGAGAAUGCCACAUAGUGGUGCUUACUGAUGAUGAUGUAGUUGAUUGGGAUGAAGAGUAUCCACCACAGAUGGGAGAAGAGUAUUCACAAAUUAUUUAUAGCACAAAAUUGUAUAGAUUUUUCAAGUACAUUGAAAACAGAGAUGUGGCCAAAUCAGUUUUGAAAGAGAGGGGUCUUAAGAAGAUUAGAUUGGGAAUAGAAGGAUAUCCUACCUAUAAGGAAAAAGUAAAGAAAAGGCCUGGGGGCCGGCCAGAAGUGAUUUACAACUAUGUCCAAAGACCUUUUAUUCGAAUGUCCUGGGAGAAGGAAGAAGGAAAAAGUCGGCAUGUAGACUUUCAAUGUGUAAAGAGUAAAUCUAUUACCAACUUAGCAGCAGCUGCCGCAGACAUUCCCCAGGACCAGCUGGUAGUCAUGCAUCCAACUCCACAAGUGGAUGAGCUGGAUAUUCUUCCUAUCCAUCCCCCUUCUGGCAACAAUGACCUCGAUCCUGAUGGGCAAAAUCCAGUGCUGUGAGGCUGAUGUUCUUUGAAACAAUAGCAUGCUACUCUUCAGUGACGUUGUACUCUCCUCAUUCUGCACUGCAAGACCACUCUUCUUCAUUGUGAGAUGCACAUAACAAUGUUUAGGAUACUGCAGUGUAGGCUUUUUUAAAGACCAAAGGUAGCUGGAUGGUUUUUUAAAAUGAGUACAAUUCUAGCAUCCUGAGGUCCAGUUACAUAUAAAUGUAUUUGUUUACCAGUAGGUUUGUGAAAUUGGUUCUUUGUAUGGGGACAGUCCUUUUUCACAUAUCUAGAUCUUUUCAGAAGUGGUGGAAAUUGGUAGCUGGGGUACCUUCAGUCUAGAUUGAUAUUGGCCACAGCCCAGAUAAAAUGCAGAAUAUUAUAUUGUUGCACUUUAUAAAUGGUGGUUAAAUGGAGCUAUUCAAGCCAUUUUUAUAGUUGUGAUGCACAAUGUAACUUAAGUGCUUCUAUCAAAGUAUCCCUCCAGUAAUAAUAUGUGUAAUUUUUGCCCACUGAUGAGCACAAAAGGAGUAUUUAUCAUUGGGCCUGUUUGAAAUGAUCAGGAUGAGAUUCCAGGCCCAUAUCUUACCAGUUCUGAUAGUUCCAGUGCCAUUUUCACCCUUUUAGCGUGAGUCCCAUGCAGGGAGUGUGAACAUCAGAGGUGGUUUCUUAUCCAGUCUGCCUUACCCUUCAUCUGUUCAGAUAUUUAUUUACUAAUGGGUUUUUUUCUUAAGAGUUAUGGGAUAGGAAAAUGAAGUGUUUGCUCUUCAUUUACUAAAUGAUUGUAAACUCAACUUUUUCAUCAAAAUAAAAUUCCAUUGUUUUACUGUUUCUGA